UUUUUAUCCGGUGAGAUGGGAGCCAACGGGUAUGGUCAAGUGAUAUCAUGGUAUAUUUGCACCGUCGCCGCUAUCCCUUUUGUCUGCCUGCGUAUGUUCGCCAGGUUCAGAAAGUUUGGCAAACUCGCAAUCGAUGACUACCUUAUCCUUCUGGCCUUGGGCUGCCUGGUCGGCGAUCUCGCCAUCCAACAACACAUGUGGAAUUUAGGACUGGGCGAUAUGUCCCAGGUAACACCUGAAAACUUCAAGAGCAUCAUGCAGAUGAUCGUGCCCGGCUCCAUCCUCUAUGUGUCAUCCCUAUGGGCGAUCAAAUUUGCGCUGGUCAUCUUCUAUAAACGUCUUUCGGCGGCGGGGUCUCGACUAUCAAUGAUCUACAAUGUCGCACUCGGUGGUCUGGCCGCUAUGUUCUUGGUCAUAUUCUUCCAUAUCUUGUUCCAAUGCUAUCCAUACGACAAGCGGUGGUCCACUGAUCCCGAUUAUCAAUGUGAUCCCAAAGCAGCACAGAUCAACUACUGGAUCACCAUCUUCUUCAACAUCGGCUCAGACGUCGUAAUAAUGGCCCUCCCAAUCGCCAUGGUAUCCCGCCUCCAGAUGAAAAUCAAACAAAAAAUCGGCGUAGCCUCCAUGUUCGCGCUGGGCCUCUUCGUCAUCAUCGCAAGCAUAAUCCGCGCCUACUACUCCCACAAAAACGAAACAAUGCUCACCUGCACCGUCUCCAUGGUCGAAAGUGCCAUCGCUCUAAUAAUCGCCUGCCUCCCCGCCCUACGCUCCAUGAUCAUCGGCGGCACCACCCGCGGCGACCCAAGCAGCUACGGCAGACACUACGAAAUCAGCCUCACGGGCCGCCGACGGACAGGGAAUUUUGGAAACGUGAGCGCCAUUGGCUCCGCGAAUCCGCAUGCUUCGUCUGCUGGGAGGACCUCGAGGAGCCACCCAAACGGCUCUGAGGAUUCGCUGGUUUCGGAGGAGGAAGCCAUAGAGUUGGAUGGCAGAGGGGUCGGGAUUAAAGUCGAGACUACUAUUCAGACAUUGUAUGGGGAUUUGGAUAGGCAUAGUAAGGCGGAGAGCUCCAAGAGUGUGGUUUGA
Periconia digitata is the source of this 1086-nucleotide messenger RNA. The record is from the annotation of a GenBank genome assembly. NCBI's taxonomy places the organism in Eukaryota, Fungi, Ascomycota, Dothideomycetes, Pleosporales, Periconiaceae.